ACGACAAGCUACACGUGCGGAAAGUUGAUAAAAAGGGGAGAAUUUGUCGCCGGCUUAUGCCCAAUUCCGUAUCAAGCUUACCACACUUUCUAAAAGAUCGUGCCUGUCGAAGUGAAAUCCAUGACAUCUUGGUGUAAAUAAUAAGAAAGAAUGUCGGGAAGGACCGCCGUUUUGGGAGGUGGAAUAUCAGGCCUCUCUGCAGCUUACUAUCUGCGCGAUAAUCCAGCUUUCCGGGCUAUCAAAAUAAUCGAAGCAUCGAAUAGAACUGGUGGAUGGCUACGCUCAAGAGUGUCAUUGGAGGGUGUUAUAUUCGAGGAAGGACCAAGAACGAUAAGACCCCGAGGUCCUGCUGGCUCAAAUACUCUAAGUCUAGUGGACAGGCUGAACUUGUCAGAGAAAAUAAUUCCAAUUAGUUUAGCCCAUCCAGUAGCUAAAAACCGAAUGAUUUAUGCUGAUAAGAAAUUACAUGCAUUGCCCAACUCGUUGAAUGCUAUGUUUAAGGUGAAUUCGCCGUUUAGUCGACCUUUGGUUAGUUGCUUGAUUACCGAUUUAAGAGCGCCCAAGCUUACCAAAGAAGACGAAAGUCUUUACAGUUUUGUUGAAAGACGACUGGGAAAAGAUGUAGCUGAUUAUUUGAUAAGUCCAAUGGUUUGUGGAAUUUGCGCAGGAGAUGCAAAACAGAUCAGUGUAAAUUUUCUAAUGAAAUCUUUAUUCGAAUAUGAACAAAAAUAUGGUUCUAUUAUAAAAGGUUUUGUAAAAAGUAAUUGGGAGGUGUUCAGAAGCAAAUCUAACAAAACUGAUGGCCAGAAAUUAAAUAGCAAUGACACAAAUAGAUUGUCUCGACGAGCUGAAAAUGAAAGAUGGGCGAUUUGGACUUUGCGUGGUGGACUUGAACAACUACCGACAGCACUCGCUGACAAUCUCAGUUCAAAUGGGGUAGAAAUUUCCUUAAAUAGCAAAUGUGAAGAAUUGACUUUCACAGAAGGUGGUGUUGAAUUGAAAUUCAACGAGAGGACUGAAGAGUAUUCAAGAGUAAUAUCCAGCUUAUCUGCCAAGAGUUUGGCACCUAUGAUUCACCGCCAACAUCCACAGCUAGCAAACGAGCUUACAGCCAUACCAUCUGUUACAGUGGCUGUUGUUAAUUUGGAAUUUGCUGGUAAUGUGCUGGAACAAGAAGCAUUUGGAUUUUUAGUACCACCUAAUGAGAAAUUGCCAAUUUUGGGGGUGAUUUUUGACUCAUGCAUUUUGCCUCCAAAGAACUCUACGGUUCUUACUGUGAUGAUGGGCGGAGCCUGGUUUACAAAAAAUUUCGGUGAUCACCCAACAAAAGAGCAUCUCUUGGAAGUAGCAAUGCAUCACGUUAAAAGUAUUUUACAUAUCAAAGCGGAUCUAGUUGCACACAACGUGGCUAUUCUAAAGGACUGUAUUCCACAGUACGUAGUUGGUCAUGAGCAAAGGAUUCGUCGUAUUGAAAACUAUUUAGUCAAACACAAACUGCCCCUCUUUCUUUGCGGCUCUUCAUAUUAUGGUGUUGGCUUGAAUGACGUUGUUCUGUCUGCAAAACAGGCAGCUUUAGCAGUUACUCAACAAUGUUGAAGUCAGUGAUGAAACCUUUUCAUGUUUGA
Messenger RNA from Diprion similis, 1625 nucleotides. RefSeq names its product protoporphyrinogen oxidase (gene Ppox). Lineage: Eukaryota; Metazoa; Arthropoda; Insecta; Hymenoptera; Diprionidae. Gene Ontology annotation, biological process: heme biosynthetic process. The coding region runs from base 151 to 1596 and encodes 481 amino acids. Gene Ontology annotation, molecular function: protoporphyrinogen oxidase activity, oxygen as acceptor. The record is from RefSeq and is a predicted model, not a curated record. The transcript has 3 exons. Gene Ontology annotation, cellular component: mitochondrial inner membrane.